Messenger RNA from Culex pipiens pallens (northern house mosquito), 2464 nucleotides. It is a transcript of the gene bor, whose product is annotated as ATPase family AAA domain-containing protein 3A homolog. The transcript is spliced from 2 exons. NCBI's taxonomy places the organism in Eukaryota, Metazoa, Arthropoda, Insecta, Diptera, Culicidae. The coding region runs from base 148 to 1947 and encodes 599 amino acids. The record is from RefSeq and is a predicted model, not a curated record. Gene Ontology annotation, cellular component: mitochondrion. Gene Ontology annotation, molecular function: ATP binding; ATP hydrolysis activity; zinc ion binding. Gene Ontology annotation, biological process: mitochondrion organization.
GUGGUGGUGCGGUCGUGCGGCCUUGACCGGGAGCGAUAUUCAGAGCCGAGAUUCCUGCAUUCCGUGUUAUUUCCCGUGUUUCUCCGUUUGUAAUCCGGUCCACAUUCACUAGCAAGCAGGCAAUCGCACACAAGCAGUGUCGUUCCAAUGUCGUGGCUGUUCGGUUACAAGAGCCAGGUGCCCCAGGGCGGUCCGCCGCCUCCCGGUGGGGAAGGUGGUGAUGCUGCAGGUUCGCCGGCCUCGGCUGGCCAAGCGGCCGGCGACCAGAACCUGACCAAGGCUGAGCGGAAAGCGAUGGAGGCGUAUCGGUUCGAUUCUUCGGCGCUGGAACGCGCUGCGGAAGCGGCGAGGACGUUGGAACGGUCGAAGCAUGCCCGCGAAGCGUUGGAGUUGUCCAAGCUGCAGGAAGGGACCCGCCAGCAGGAGUACAUGGCCAAGGUUAAGGAGUACGAGGCUCACAUCGAGCAGUCCAAGGUGGAACAGAAGCGCGUUGACCACGAGGAGCGCCGUAAGACGUUGGCCGAGGAGACGAAACAGCAGCAGCAGCGUGCCCAGUACCAGGAUCAGCUGGCGAGGAAGCGAUACGAGGAGCAGUUGGCCCAGCAGCAGCGAGUUCAGGAGGAGAACCUCCGGAAGCAGGAGGAAAGUGUAGCGAAACAGGAAGCGAUGCGUCGGAAGACGGUUGAGCAUGAAAUGGAGCUGCGCGAGAAGAACAAGAUGAAGCUGCUGGAGGCCGAGCUGCGGGCCAAGGCGAAGGUUGAUCGCGAGAACCGGGACUUGACGCUGGAGCAGAUUCGACUGAAGGCGGAAGAGAAUCGAGUUACCGUUAUGGAGAGCAUUAAAACCGCUGGAUCCGUGCUGGGUCAAGGAGCCACCGCGCUGUUGACGGACUGGAACAAGGUCGCUACGACUGUUGGUGGAUUGUCGCUGCUGGCGCUGGGAGUGUACUCGGCCAAGGGUGCCACCGGCGUUGCCUCCCGGUUUGUCGAAGCUAGAAUCGGCAAACCAUCGCUGGUGAACGAAACAUCGCGGUUUUCACUCCUGGAAGCCGUUCGCCACCCGAUCGACACGCUCAAACGGCUCAAGCCCAAACCCACCGAUGCCCUGCAAGGUGUUGUUCUGCAGCCGAAGUUGGAGGAACGUCUGCGAGACAUUGCCAUCGCUACGAAAAACACCAAGAACAACAAGGGUCUGUACCGGAACAUUCUGAUGCACGGACCGCCCGGAACCGGUAAGACCAUGUUCGCGAAGAAGCUCGCAUCUCACUCCGGCAUGGAUUACGCAAUCAUGACCGGCGGUGACGUUGGCCCGAUGGGACGGGAUGCCGUCACUGCCCUGCACAAGGUGUUCGAUUGGGCCAACACGAGCCGCCGCGGGCUGCUCCUGUUCAUCGAUGAAGCGGACGCCUUCCUGCGCAAACGCUCGUCCGAGCAAAUCUCCGAAGACAUGCGAUCCGCCCUGAACGCCUUCCUGUACCGCACCGGCGAGCAGAACCCGCGCUUCAUGCUGGUGCUCGCCUCCAACACGCCCGAACAGUUCGAUUACGCCAUCAACGAUCGGCUGGACGAGAUGGUCGAGUUUACGCUGCCCGGACUGGAGGAACGCGAACGGUUAAUCCGGCUGUACUUUGACAAGUUUGUGCUGCAGCCGGCCGCCGAGGGAAAGAAACGCUUCAAGGUCGAACAGUGGGACUACAGCGCCGUCUGCAGCCGGAUGGCCAAGCUGUGCGAGGGCAUGUCCGGGCGCGAGAUCUCCAAGCUGGGCGUGUCCUGGCAGGCGGCCUGCUACUCGUCCGAGGCGGGCGUCCUCACCGAGCAGAUGGUGCUGGACCGGUGCGAGGCGUCCGUGCGGCAACACAAGCAAAAGAUGGCCUGGCUGUCGGAGCAGGAAAAGCUCGACCACAAAUCCAUCACCGGCGGCAAGGGCUUCCUGCCGCAGCAGAACUAAGAGCAUCGUUAGUGUGUAAGAGAGAGAGAGCAAAUUCAGCGAACCUGCCGUCGCGGGAGAAACCCAGAAAGGUAGGACCCGACUGAGAUUGUUAUUGUUUUCACGAGGUGUCCAUGCCUCCCGGGCCCGCGUGGGCGUGGUUUGAUUGGAACGGAUUUCCGCUUUUAUUUUAUUAUUUGAGAGUGGCGCCAUCGUGACCGUUCGCCUCAGGGAAAUUUAUAUUAAACUUCUUGGAACGGGCGCCGCGGACGACGACUUGCUUUCGGUUUGUACCAGGCCCAUGAACAACCAUGUUUAAUGCAUUUAGCAUCAUUUUGCAUUAACGGUGAACUCGAAUGUGUUCAAAAUAGGCAUUCUACAGUGCGAUUCGUGCACGUUUAUUAUCUGCACUAGCGUUCGUUUUGUGUACAUGUAUCUGGAGAAAGAAAAAAUCGACGAAUGUAUAGAUUGGGGAAAUGAAAUUAGAUUUAGAUUGAAAAGUUAUCAAAAUAUUAAAACCAAUUAAUUAAUAUAUAAA